Quercus robur (English oak) is the source of this 2263-nucleotide messenger RNA. Its product is annotated as senescence-associated carboxylesterase 101-like. Lineage: Eukaryota; Viridiplantae; Streptophyta; Magnoliopsida; Fagales; Fagaceae. The record is from RefSeq and is a predicted model, not a curated record. Gene Ontology annotation, molecular function: carboxylic ester hydrolase activity. Bases 278 to 2053 code for a protein of 591 amino acids. Gene Ontology annotation, biological process: defense response; lipid metabolic process. The transcript is spliced from 3 exons.
UUUUCUCAAAAAAAAAAAAAAAAAAAAAACUCAGAAGACACUAGUUUUCCAUACCCAAUGCAUUUCUUUUUCUUUCUUUAGUUUUUUUUGGCUUUGUAACUUUGUUCUCUCUCUCUCUCAGAGUUUGUUUUUUUACCAAGAAACUCACUUCUAAACUUUGAUCCACCACCAUUUCUUAGCUAUUGUUUUCUUUGAUUCUUGGUUGUAGAUUUAGCAGUGGACUGCAAUUUAUAACAACAACAUAUAUAGCCUUAGUUUCAAAAUUUUGAGACGGGUUAUGGAUCCUCCACAAAUAUUUAGCAGUGGGCCAGAAUUGGCAAAUUUUGUGGUCAGCUCUGGUGUCCUGAACCAAUCCUUGGCAACGGUUCAGGAUCUUCACGGAGAAAAAAUCAAUCAAAAUGAACACCCAGUAAGACACAAAGUUUCUCCGCAAUCAAACUGUACCAUCAUAGCUUUUUCUACUCAACCUGCUCGUGCCAAAGACUAUAUUCAGGAAAGAGGAGAUUUGGUUUCAUCAUCAACUCUUGAGGAGUCUUUUCCUCUCUUCAAUUUUCUGUGCACCAAAAACAACCCAGAUUUCGCCAUUAACAAAACCGCUCUUGUGCUUUUUGCCUCCAUCAGUGAUAGGCUUCCCUCCUUGAAAUCUGAGAUUGACAAUUUCAAACCAUUAAUUAUCACUGGAAACUUUUUGGGAGGAUCUGUUGCCUCUCUAUUUACCUUAUGGCUGCUAGAAACAAUCAAUUUUUCGAUCACCAAACGCCCACUUUGUAUCACUUUCGGUUCACCCCUUAUUGGUGAUAAUGGCUUGCAAAAUGCCAUAUUGAACUACCCAACAUGGAGCUCUUGUUUUCUGCAUGUAGUUUCUCACCAAGAUCCAGUCCCAAGAGUCCUAAUUUCACCCCACAAUCCUCCUGCCACUGAAUCAGCUUCACAAACAAAUGUUUACAAGCCUUUUGGGACUUUUCUCUUGUGCUCGGAAUCCGGAUGUGGUUGUUUUGAGGACUCUCAAACCAUUUUGGAGUUGUUGAUGGCUACCUACUCAGAGGGUCCUGGAAAUCAAAAUCCUAAUCAAGUUUUGGAGCUCUACAGAAAGAUUGUGGAAUAUCUCAAUCAUAAGGUAAUUUGUGGGGAUACCACAAGGUUGCUUCAAUGGACUACACCUCCACUACGGGCAGGCAUUAUUAUUCAACUAGUAGCAAUUAAUGGACUGAAGCGACCACAGCAACAACCACAGAACAAUGGCCUAAACAAUAUAAUUACAAAGACAGAAGAGCAAGAAAUGAAAUUGUUCAAGUCCAAGGGACAGGGUUUUGAUCCCUCCAAGAAGUUGAAUGAAAUAAAAAUAAAUAUGGCUUUCUUUGAAUGGUACAAGAAGUUUUUUAAGCAAAAGGGAAUUGGAUACUAUGACAGCUACAAGAAUGGAAGCUCUACAAGUGAUAUUGAUGUGAUAAGGUUUAAGAAAAUCCUCACUGGUUAUUGGGAAGAAAUGGUGGAUGAAGCAGAGAAAAAGCCCCAGAAAGAAUGUGCCUCCUUUCGUACCCGAUGGCUCUUUGCAGGAACAAAUUAUCGACGGAUGAUUGAACCACUAGACAUAGCUGAACACUACAAUGAGAGCACACAAGACUACAUAUUGUCAAGGUCUAAACAUUACGAAAAAUUGGAACAAUGGUUGAAGGAAACGGAGAAGCCUUCUAGUGGCCCAAAUGAUUUGAAGAAACAGAAUGUGGCGUCAAGUCUAACAGAGGAUUCUCUCUUUUGGGCACAUGUUGAGGAGGCUCGCAUUUCAGUAGCUCGCAUUUCACGCAAAGGAGAAAGUGAUAUGGAGAAAGAAUCAUUAAAUUGCAAACUGAUUGAGUUUGAAAACUAUGUGUUGGAUUUGAUGAAAAAUUAUGCAGUAUCGCCUGAGAUUUUCUUAACAGGGAGCAGCUUCAUGAAAUGGUGGGAAGAGUAUAGAAAAAUUAAGGGAACUUCUUAUAGUUCACGUCUCACUAACUUAAUGAAUAAUGCUGAGAAUUACGACAAAUAUGCUAUUGGCUGCCUAGUGAUUCACUGAAUGUUUUAUGGUAUGAAUCACAUGUUUCAAUAUCUAUGUGUUUCUUAAGGUUAUCAUGACUUUUGAGUGGAUUUUGUGGUGUCCUUUGUGUUAGAACCACAUUUUUGUUUUUUCUUUUGUGUAUUUUUGUUUCUCCAAAACAUAAAAAAAGAGAAUAUCUAUGUGUGCACUUUCCUUCAAUUAUGUCUAUAAUAAAUUGUUUUUUUUUUU